This is a messenger RNA of Panicum hallii, 932 nucleotides long. RefSeq names its product gamma-interferon-responsive lysosomal thiol protein-like. The record is from RefSeq and is a predicted model, not a curated record. Bases 104 to 835 code for a protein of 243 amino acids. Gene Ontology annotation, molecular function: oxidoreductase activity, acting on a sulfur group of donors, disulfide as acceptor. Lineage: Eukaryota; Viridiplantae; Streptophyta; Magnoliopsida; Poales; Poaceae. The transcript has 6 exons.
CCUUCCCCUCCGAAGGAAAAGCAUCUCUCGCGCAUAGGCCAUCAUAUUCCUAGCCUUCGACUUGAACUAAAAGGCAGUGGCGCCUUUUCUUGGCUCCGUCGCCAUGGCUUCCCCAAGACUUCCUCUUCUUCUCCGCCUCAUCCCCCUCGUUCUGCUCUGCCUCUCACCGGCAUGCGCCGCCGGGAGAGUCCCGGUGUCGGUCUACUACGAGACGCUGUGCCCGUUCUGCUCCGCGUUCGUCGUGAACGACCUCUCCAGGAUCUUCCACGACGGGGUCUCCUCCAUCGCUGACCUCAGGCUAGUUCCAUUCGGCAAUGGGCGCGUCUCCGCCGACGGAUCCAUUUCCUGCCAGCAUGGAGAGGGCGAGUGCCAACUUAACGCUAUAGAAGCUUGUGUGAUCAGGCUAUGGCCAAAUGCGGAGCAGCAUUUCCCUUUCGUUCAAUGCGUUGAGCAUUUAGCACUGACACGGAAAUGGGACGCCUGGCAGUCUUGCUUUCAGGAAACUGGCCUGGCCUCUCAGCCUGUUAUUGACUGCUACAACUCAGGAUAUGGCAGGCAGCUAGAGCUGCAGAAUGCUGCCGAGACAAAUUCUCUUCAGCCUCCUCAUCAGUUUGUGCCAUGGGUGGUCGUUAAUGGGAAACCGCUUGGUGAGGAUUACAUGAACUUUGAGGCCUACAUCUGCAGCGUUUACGAUGGCAAACUUCCAGAGGCGUGCAAGGGGAAGCACCUAGCAAUCGCUCAACACACGGAAGCGAGCGGAGGAGAGAAGAGGAAUCCGCCGCGUGAGGUGGGCAUCGCGCUUGCCAUUGGUAUCGCCCUAUGGUUCGGAUUAUGAAGCGCCGCCCCCUCAAGAUCAAGUAGUCAAAAUUUUCAGAAGUAGACAGAUCACGGAGCCAGUCCACAAUAGACUAACAGAUAGCAGCAUUCUAGAA